This is a messenger RNA of Mus pahari (shrew mouse), 1404 nucleotides long. It is a transcript of the gene Smim19, whose product is annotated as small integral membrane protein 19. Lineage: Eukaryota; Metazoa; Chordata; Mammalia; Rodentia; Muridae. The record is from RefSeq and is a predicted model, not a curated record. The coding region runs from base 389 to 712 and encodes 107 amino acids. The transcript has 4 exons.
GGCGAGGUCGUCCGGUCCGUUGGGUCUCGGCCCGCGCUCCCCGCCCGACUCCAGGAACAGCUCGAGCGGAGAGGAGCGGCGCGGCGCGGCGGCCUCGGCACCUCAGCAGCGCCCGAGCGCCCGAGCGCCCGCCCGCUCGCCCUCCCGCGCGCCGCUGCGUCACCGCCCCGCCCCCGGCCCCGCCCCGCCCCGCCCCGUCCCGUCCCGUCCCGUCCCGUCCGGUCCUGGCCCAGCCGCGGGUCGCGAGCUGCUGCGGGUCACCGGCCUUGGUGUCUCUGCGGGCGGAGUGAGCGGGGCGGCUGCAGCGUGCGUGCCCGGGGUCCCCGGAGCCCGCAGAGACGCCGGCGGGAGCGUGCGGCGGCCGGUCGCGGGAGGACUGUCCUAUCCCAUGGCCGGGAGUUAUGGUGUGAUGGCCGAUGACGGUUCUAUUGAUUACACAGUCCAUGAGGCCUGGACCGAAGCCACCAAUGUCUACAUGAUAGUUAUCCUUGUUAGCUUUGGUCUCUUCAUGUAUGCCAAGAGGAAUAAAAGGAAAAUUAUGAGAAUAUUUAGUGUGCCUCCCGCAGAAGGGAUGUUGUCAGAGCCAAGCUUUUAUGACACAGUGAGCAGAAUUCGCUUAAGACAACAAGUGGAGACGCAUCCCGUUUCAAGAAAGUACGAGUACCAACAGCCGCAAAGCCAGGCCGACAGUGUGCAGCUCUCAUUGGAAUAAAACCAGACUGAGCAGUGAAAGUGAAUGUGACGCAGUACGAGAAACACAUUCCUCGCCACUCCAUAAGCUCAUCCCAGUUGUGCCCCUCCCCCCAAGCCUGCUUUUGUUGCUUCUUCUGGAACUUCCUGCAUAAGUGCAAAAAUGCUUAGAAAGAAAAAAUGCUUAGUGACUAGAGAUGGGGACUUGCCCUUCUGAAGAUCAACAAUGACUCCAGGAUGCAGUGAAAAAUACAAGCACGUCUUUGGAAGCAAGAAUCCUAGAGUUAAUGUCACUUCAGAAUAUUUUUACAGUGUUAAAACAUGCAAUCCAGCUGUUGGGGUGGUUUGCUCUUAGGACGUGGUCUAUGAUAUUUAACAGUAGUAGCAGGCUAAUUUGUGUUGCUUCCACGAUUGUUCCUGGCUCUUUGACUGACUUCAAGGCUUGUAUGACACACAAGGACCUUCUAGUCUCGUCAAUAUCAUGAAGGUUACCCCAUCUGCUGUUUGUGGGUACUUUCUGCAGCUGGGUUUGUCUCCCUUUAGUUGCAUUCCCAGAAGUUGUUAUUUUGUUCCUGAUCCCACAUUUCCCUUGCCUCCAUGGGACUCCUGGAGACCAUGCUGUUAGACAAGGAGACAUCUCUGUCUUGCUCCCUGUCACUGCUGUUGAUGGUUACAGCAGUGUCUUCUGCUGCUUAAAGCUUUGCUGAAAACCCA